UCUCCCCUUUUCUCCUCACUCUUUUUCUAUACCUUGCUCUUGAAGGAAUUAAACACCGAUCGAUAACCAUGUCGCCGGUAACCAUAUCCACUUUUCUCUUCAUCUUGUUUGCGUUGUCGUCGGCGGCCACGUGGAGAAGCGACGAUGAGGUGAGAAGUAUGUACAAUUCCUGGCUUGCGAAGCACGGGAAGGCGUACAACGGUAUCGGAGAGGAAGAGAGGAGGUUCCAGAUCUUCAAGGAUAAUUUGAGGUUUAUUGACGAGCAUAACUCUCAGAAUUGGACCUACAGGCUUGGAUUGACUAAGUUCGCCGAUUUGACUAACGAAGAGUAUCGAGCCAUGUAUCUCGGCACUAGAACCGACGGUAUGCGUCGUGUCAUGAAAUCGAAGAUCGCAAGCCAGAGAUACGUUCCCCGUCCCGACGAUAAGUUGCCGGAGUCCGUCGAUUGGAGGAAGAGAGGAGCUGUUAAUCCGGUGAAAGAUCAAAGAGACUGCGGAAGUUGCUGGGCAUUCUCUACUGUGGCUGCAGUGGAAGGCAUAAACCAGAUUGUCACUGGCGACUUAAUCUCCUUAUCAGAACAAGAAUUGGUGGAUUGUGACAGAUCAUACAACGCUGGAUGCGAUGGAGGCCUCAUGGACUAUGCCUUCCAGUUCAUAAUUGACAAUGGUGGCAUCGACACUGAGCAAGAUUACCCCUACCUUGCCGUUGAUGAUGUUUGUGAUCCAGCUCGGAAGAAUGAAAAGGUUGUUACUAUUGAUGGGUACGAGGAUGUUAAACCUUAUGAUGAGAAAGCUUUGAAGAAGGCUGUGGCACAUCAGCCUGUGAGCAUUGCCAUAGAGGCCGGUGGCAUGGCAUUGCAGCUAUACGAAUCUGGCGUAUUUACUGGGGAAUGUGGGACAGCUCUAGACCAUGGUGUUGUUGCUGUUGGGUAUGGCACAGAGAAUGGUGUGGACUAUUGGCUUGUGAGGAACUCAUGGGGCAAAUACUGGGGCGAGGAAGGGUACAUCAAGAUACAGCGAAAUGUGUUUGAAACUAAGACGGGCAAAUGUGGCAUUGCAAUGGAGGCUUCCUAUCCUGUUAAGAAUGGGCCAAAUCCUAGCAUAUCUUACAAGCCUGGUGAAACAGCAGAGAAAUUGGUUAGCAGUUCUUAAAAGUGUUCGAUGCUUGAGAGCUCUCUCUGUUGCUGUUUGGGGAGGUAUUAACGAAAAAUUAUGAAAUAAUGGUGUUCAGUUCAGCAUGACUAUGCCACCAAUUCCAUCCUGAUCUAUGUUAACCACUGGACAGGAGGACCAUCUAUGUUAUAGUUGGAUCAAUACUGUUGUACAAAGAUUGCCAUUUAUCAAAAACUUCAAAGCAGCAACUGGAAAACUUAUUUUAUUAUGUGCAAAGCAAUGUCAUUUCUUUUGCAUGCUUAAUCUUUAUCUUUC
This is a messenger RNA of Rubroshorea leprosula, 1427 nucleotides long. The record is from the annotation of a GenBank genome assembly. Lineage: Eukaryota; Viridiplantae; Streptophyta; Magnoliopsida; Malvales; Dipterocarpaceae.